Messenger RNA from Talaromyces marneffei, 1596 nucleotides. RefSeq lists its product as uncharacterized. The transcript has 2 exons. The record is from RefSeq and is a predicted model, not a curated record. Bases 1 to 1596 code for a protein of 531 amino acids. Lineage: Eukaryota; Fungi; Ascomycota; Eurotiomycetes; Eurotiales; Trichocomaceae.
AUGGCGUCCAUUCUGAGUCAUUUCGGGAGGCUUUUUUCAUUUGGUACAGAACACACGAAAGAAAUUGUUCCAUCACUCGAUCCUCGUAAGCUGCUACACUUUCUAGGACUACAGUUAGGACUCCUAAAGCCUGUCACAGCGCACAAAGUCUUUUUGGUCAACAACAGCCCGAUUCUAAGUAUUCUUGUUCACGAAAAAAUCUUCGAGGUUGGUAACGAAGGAAUUGAAUCUUUAGAAUCAACUCUUCGGGAAGAGUUAUCAACGAUUGAGGCUCCAGGACAGAGAAUCGAUGGCCUGCCCAAAUUAAACGUGCCUGAAAGGCCAACUCCAGGGACAGAGAAACUGACUACGGGAGGAGAGGCACAGAAUAUCCACAAUUUUUUCAAAGCAAGUGAACCUGCAGAGCUAAUUCCAGAGGCGGUAGAGUCAAGUUCUGACGCUGAGGAACAGGAAGAUAAUCUCUCAGAAAAUGGAGAGUAUGAUGAUAUCAGUGGUCUUACAUCGUGCUGGACUCAAGCUGCGUCAAUUCUUGAUAAAGUUCUCUAUGCUGGCGAUCAACCUGCCUUUGCCAACUUUGCCAACUUCAACUUUGAACCAGAAUCAGCGGAUCCUAUACCCCCGGAGUAUGAAGCAGCCACUGAAUUUCUCCAUGCAGCAUUGGUACAGUUCCCAAUACCACCAUCUCCAACCCAGUCGAGAGUAAAUGCUUGCCAUAAUACUCAGGAAGAUCCACCAGGAUUCGUACCCCCGCCUCUUACCGAAGAAUCUCUUAACAACAAUGCACAGGCCCUCAGGCCGUUGAUUGCCGUCCCUUCUCAUCCUUAUCCUUAUAUGAAGAACCCCGAGCACCCUGACCCGGAAUCCAUGCCCAAUGAUCAAUACGGCGCACCACUGGAGUGUUGGGAUUGUUGUGGAGACUGUGAAGUAUACCCCAUUGCGAAUGGGUCAAGGAUAUGGAGGGUCCAUAAUUGGUUUGAGAAGUACUUUACGCAUCAUGACAUGUAUUGGGGCGAUUUUGGGAAAAAUCCAUCACACCCAUCACUUAAACACCCGGAGCCCGGUCCAGAUGAUGAGGAUACUGGCCCUAUGAUUGUUGGGAAGCGCCAACACGAUGAAGAUUUCCUGUUGGGCGCCGAAGGAGUUGACGAUUUCCUUCACUACAGGUUCGUAUAUUUCAAUGAACCCGAAGAUGUACACCAGGAUAUCUGCACUCUGCUUGUUCAGUACAUGCAGCUUGGAGAAAGAGUUGACAAACCAGAUCUCAACCUUUCCUACUACUACGGGGAACGUUCGAACGCCAUCCUGGCCGAGUACGAGCCCCGCUUCCUUCCCAACGUCGGGUUCAGUUAUGAAGGUAAUAAGUUGCAGGUGCUUCAGUAUCCAGGAAUAGAUGACAUGACUAGACCGAUAUGGGAGGCUAAGGGCUGCCCGGUACCGAUGCAGGCUGAUCGCCAUACUCGUAUGGAGUACGCUAAGCGGGAAUAUGACCGACAGUGGACUAUGUAUCGUGCACAGGAUGAUGCACGCCAGCGAUAUGUCCAACAGGUGAUGGAAGCCGCCCGUUACGAAUACAUCCAGAGGAGGCUUUUGGCGUAG